AUGGCAUCCAGAGCCUUUUUUGAUCCAAUGACGCUCCUCAGAGCAGCCCCUGUGAUCUCUUCCACCGCCGCGCUGUGUUACUCCUUUGAUCAGUACAACUUUCUCACCAACUUCCUGAGACCGAUUCACGGCGACUAUUUCAAUGAGUCUGUGCCCUCGUACUUUGCUAGCUUCUUCCCCGCGGGAUUGCCUCAGAUCCUCUUGUUCUAUGGCAUCAGCAUCGGCACCGGCAUGGCCAACGUCUCCAGUCAACCCAACGACGCGUGGCGAUGGUAUGCGGCUGGGACGGCUCUAGCAGUUGGGCAUUUUGCAUUCGUGCCCAAGAUUAUGUGGGCCGUAUCAGCCUUGUUUGAGGAGUUCGAGGACCCAAAGGGCCAGGGCAACCGGAAGCUUAAACGGUGGCUCGACAUUCACGCCGUCCGCUCCUUUGUUGUUGACCUACCUGCGUGGGUCUGCUUUUCUGUCGCCGCUCUGGCGUCUUUGCAGACUGUAUGA
Pestalotiopsis fici W106-1 is the source of this 495-nucleotide messenger RNA. RefSeq lists its product as uncharacterized. The record is from RefSeq and is a predicted model, not a curated record. NCBI's taxonomy places the organism in Eukaryota, Fungi, Ascomycota, Sordariomycetes, Amphisphaeriales, Sporocadaceae. The coding region runs from base 1 to 495 and encodes 164 amino acids. The transcript has 2 exons.